Anneissia japonica is the source of this 1497-nucleotide messenger RNA. RefSeq names its product monocarboxylate transporter 4-like. Gene Ontology annotation, molecular function: monocarboxylic acid transmembrane transporter activity. NCBI's taxonomy places the organism in Eukaryota, Metazoa, Echinodermata, Crinoidea, Comatulida, Comatulidae. Gene Ontology annotation, biological process: monocarboxylic acid transport; transmembrane transport. The transcript has 5 exons. Bases 85 to 1497 code for a protein of 470 amino acids. The record is from RefSeq and is a predicted model, not a curated record.
UGUACGCGUUUCUUCUAAUAACUUAAUAAAAACAAUUAUUUCUUCCAAAUUAUUUCGACUUAGUCUUCUGUUGGGGUUGUGGUAAUGGUUGAGCGGGAAAGAACACCGGCCGCCGCUCACAAAGAUACAGAUCAUGCUGGAGAUCAGACCAAGAAUGACGACGAAGACGAGGCUGACGAGACCAACCUGGACAAGGGUUGGGCUUGGGUCGUUAUGGUUGCCUCCCUGCUAACACACGUUUUCACGUUCGGAAUGGCUUACUCUUCAGUAGGAGUGUUAUAUACGGAAUUUUUAAAUGUUUUUGGCAAGAGUAAAUCAGCUACAGCGUGGGUAGGAUCAAUUCUUCUUGGAACCAUGCUGUGUUCAGGCCCAAUUUCAAGCGUCAUGGUCAGCAGGUGGGGCCCAAGAAUUGUCACUCUAAUCGGAGCUUCCUUUGCCACCAUGGGUAUGGUAUUAAGUGCAUUCGCUAAUGGACUACCGUACCUAUAUAUAACAUAUGGUGGUUUGACAGGUUUGGGCUUCGGUUUGUCGUAUCUUCCUUGCAUUGUCAUCCUUGGAAAAUUCUUUGAGCGUCGUCGAUCUGUUGCAACGGGUAUCGCCGUAGCCGGUUCUGGUGUCGGUACAUUUAUUUUAGCCCCUGUAUGCCAAGCUCUCGUCGACAGUAUUGGUUGGAGGAAAACAUUUAUCGUGCUAGGCUUUCUAGAGACGACGUUACACAUAUGUGGUUUUAUCUAUGACCCAAAGAAAGUACCAAUACGAAGAAAGAAAACACAGAUUAACCAGCUGAAGCUGCCGGAGGACAGGUUGACGGCAGUAGACCUGAUGAUUAAAGGAAGCUGUCUUGGCUUCCCUGUACUCUCAGCUUCCAGUAUAAUAUUCGAAGAAAGUGGGCCCAGAAACCUAAAGUACAUGCCCACGGAAGAAAUAUUUGCCAUUGAAGAAGAAACUAAAGAACCUAACAAAGAUAUGAAUGGUCCCGAGAGCCCAUGCAAAAAGACAAACAAUGAAGAGAAAAUAAUUACCGAUCAUGCGAUGAACUGUGUUGAAAAAUGGGAGCGGCGCAGCAUUCGAUUUGGAAUUCCAACCUCCCGCAAAGAUCGGGUUGUGUCAGGUACUGGUCGUGCUGUUGGUAGAAAGACAUCAGCUCUUUCACUGUCAGCGAUUGAGGAGUCGUACUCCAGCUCAAUGAGAACACCAAGUUGUCAGACCAUUAGCGUUACAACUGACACACAAGAUGGUCCUAAGAAUAAAGAAGCUUCGGCUGCAAAUCACUCUGUCAUUAGCGUAAAUGACACAUACAACAGCAUCUCAGCUCUGGAGCAGUUCGGUCAAAAGGAGGCCAGUGCUUUAUAUGAUAUUUCCGGAAACUACGGCGUUGUGUUUGGUGUAGGUGGCAUUGCAUUCAUUGUGUCUGGUCUGUGUCUGGUCAUUUAUCCAAUAAUUACUGGGAAAAUCAACACCAAAUGCAAGCAAGCAGAAAGCGAUUUAUCAUCAUAA